Messenger RNA from Cuculus canorus (common cuckoo), 4184 nucleotides. RefSeq names its product trafficking kinesin protein 1 (gene TRAK1). Lineage: Eukaryota; Metazoa; Chordata; Aves; Cuculiformes; Cuculidae. Gene Ontology annotation, cellular component: dendrite. The record is from RefSeq and is a predicted model, not a curated record. Gene Ontology annotation, molecular function: GABA receptor binding. Gene Ontology annotation, biological process: endosome to lysosome transport; neurogenesis; anterograde axonal transport of mitochondrion.
GCAGCAGAAGAAGCCGCCAGCCGGCCGCGGCACCCCCGGCGCGGCCCCACAGCGGCCAGGAGCGAGCCGUGACCGGAGGAGCAGCCCGGCGGUGGCCGCCGCCGGCAGCAGCCCGGCUCCCCCGGCCCACGGGGGCGCCGCCGAGCCCCCAGUCCCGCUGCUGCCGUUGCUGCCGGCGGCGCCCCAGCCCGGGGGGCCCGCGGCGGGACUUCUUGAAGCCAACUCUAGCAAAGAGAAAGAGUUCUGUUUCUGCCAGGCAGACCCAGUCUCCAGUGCUGGUACCCCUGAUGGCAGUUUGUACAACCCUGUGAAACCUGCCAAGCUGGACGCCACAGCUUUGCACGACCGCACUUUGGCCGCCACUGUGCCUCCUUCGGAGCUGUCGAAUCAUGCAGUCCUAGCCUGUGACACAGGCAUUCACGAAGAGCACUAUGUAAGCGAAGCAGUGGAAGAUGAUGUGCCAGACUGCAGAGAGUACAGAGAUGCCUGCACCAUUACUGAUGUGUGCAAUAGUACCAACCUUCCUGAAGUUGAAAUCAUCAGUCUACUGGAAGAGCAGCUGCCGCAUUAUAAGCUAAGAGCAGAUACAAUCUAUGGUUAUGACCACGACGACUGGCUUCAUACACCUCUCAUUUCCCCUGAUGUGAAUAUUGACUUAACAACUGAGCAAAUAGAAGAGACCUUGAAAUACUUCCUUUUAUGUGCUGAAAGAGUGGGCCAGAUGACUAAAACGUACAAUGACAUAGAUGCUGUUACACGUCUUCUUGAAGAGAAAGAACGGGACUUAGAAUUAGCUGCUCGGAUUGGCCAGUCACUGCUAAAGAAGAAUAAAUCACUGACAGAAAGAAAUGAAUUCCUGGAGGAGCAAGUAGAACACAUCAGGGAAGAGGUUUCUCAGUUGCGGCAUGAGCUCUCCAUGAAAGAUGAGCUGCUCCAGUUCUAUACCAGUGCUGCUGAAGAAAGUGAGCCUGAAUCCGUCUGUUCCACCCCGCUGAAGAGAAAUGAAUCUUCUUCCUCCGUCCAGAACUAUUUUCAUGGAUUCUCUUCAAAAGAACUCAAGGACCUGGAAGAGGAGAAUGUUGUGCUUAGAUCUGAGGCCUGUCAGCUGAAGACUGAAACAAUUACUUAUGAAGAGAAAGAACAACAGCUUGUCAAUGACUGUGUAAAAGAGCUAAGGGAUGCAAACAUCCAGAUUGCCAAUAUCUCUGAAGAGUUAGCAAAGAAAACCGAAGAUGCUGCCCGGCAACAGGAAGAAAUCACCCAUCUUCUCUCUCAGAUAGUUGAUCUGCAGAAAAAGGCAAAAGCUUGUGCAGUUGAAAAUGAAGAACUGGUCCAGCAUUUGGGAGCAGCUAAAGAUGCCCAGAGGCAGCUCACAGCAGAGUUGCGGGAGCUGGAAGACAAGUAUGCAGAGUGCAUGGAAAUGCUUCAUGAGGCGCAAGAAGAGCUGAAAAACCUUAGGAACAAGACUAUGCCAAAUGCGAUAUCACGUCGGUACCACUCUCUUGGUCUCUUCCCUAUGGAUUCUUUGGCAGCAGAGAUAGAAGGAUCAAUGAGGAAAGAACUGCAUUUGGAUGAACCUGACUCUUCUGACUUGGCUCAUCAGAAGCGGGUCUUCGAGACGGUGAGAAAUGUUAACCAAGUUGUCAAGCAGAGAUCCAUGACUCCGUCACCAAUGAAUAUCCCAGGCUCUAACCAGUCCUCUGCUAUGAACUCACUCAUUUCUAGCUGUGUCAGCACUCCACGUUCCAGUGUCUAUGGGGGAGACAUCUCUAACAUUAUGAUUGACAACAAGACCAAUAGUAUCAUCUUAGAGACAGAAUCCUCUGACAGUGGAAAUGAAGACAGGAUGAAGAAGCCUGGAACUCCAGGGACUCCAGGCUCCAGUGACCUAGAAACUGCCCUUCGUAGGCUGUCCCUUAGGCGGGAGAAUUACCUCUCGGAGCGGAAGUUCUUUGAAGAAGAGCAGGAAAGGAAGUUGCGGGAACUGGCAGAAAAGGGUGAACUCCAUAGUGGUUCUGUUACCCCCACAGAGAGCAUCAUGUCACUGGGAACUCACUCCAGAUUUUCAGAGUUCACUGGAUAUUCAGGAAUGUCAAUCAGCAGUCGCUCCUACCUACCGGAAAAGCUUCAGAUUGUGAAACCACUAGAAGGUUCUGCCACUUUGCACCACUGGCAGCAGCUGGCUCAGCCCCACCUGGGUGGGAUCCUGGACCCGAGGCCUGGGGUUGUCACUAAGGGCUUCAGGACACUGGACCUGGACCUGGAUGAAGUGUACUGCCUUAAUGACUUUGAGGAAGAUGAGACAGGUGACAUUUCUUACAAGGGCCUAACUACCUCGACGCCAGUUCAGCACACAGAGACCUCAGGUGAGAGGUCACAAGCACAAGUGACUGUUUCAGACAACAAGAAUAACCCCCGCCAAUCUCAGGCUUUCACAGAGGAGAUGCAGGAGUCCGCGACUGACGAUGAUGAGGGGUCUGUACCUCAUCCUGGGAAGUGCAUGUCACAAACCAACUCCACCUUCACCUUCACCACCUGCCGCAUUCUGCACCCUUCCGAUGAACUCACACGAGUAACACCAAGCCUUAACGCAGCACCUACUCCAGCUUGUGGCAGCAUUGGCAAUUUGAAAGGCACCCCGGUGGCUACUCCUUGUACUCCUCGGCGUCUGAGUUUGGCUGAAUCCUUCACUAACCUCCGGGAAUCCACGACGACGAUGAGCACGUCUCUGGGGCUGGUGUGGCUUCUGAAGGAAAGGGGCAUCUCGGCAGCGGUGUACAAUCCACAGAGCUGGGACAGAGCGGGCAAAGGCACCCUCCUGAACACAUACUCCCCUAAAAUGGCGAUCAUUCCUUCCACUCCACCAAACUCACCUAUGCAGACACCUUCUUCUUCCCCUCCAUCUUUUGAGUUCAAAUGCACCAGCCCACCAUAUGACAACUUCUUGGCUUCAAAGCCUGCUAGUUCGAUCUUGAAGGAGGUGAGGAAUAAAAAGAACAUCAGGAACAGUGAGAGUCAGACUGACGUGUCUGUUUCCAACCUUAAUCUCGUGGACAAAGUCAAGAGGUUUGGUAUUGCCAAAGUUGUGAGUUCAGGGCAAACGUCAGCUCCUCCAUUAACUGAUGACCAGGGACCUCUUCUCUGUGGGGCACAAGGACCAGUGAGGGCCCUUGUUCCUGGAGGCCUGGCACCAGAAAGUCUCCCAUUGGGCUGCCCGGCUGUGACCAGUGCCAUUGGAGGCAUCCAGCUGAACACUGGCAUCCGAAGGAAUAGGAGCUUCCCCACCAUGGUGGGUUCCAGCAUGCAGAUGAAAGGCCCAACAUCUCUCACUUCGGGGAUCCUCAUGGGAACCAAGCUCCCAAAGCAAGCUAGCUUACGAUGAAGGACUUUAUUUUUACAGCUAGUCUUUUUAAAUAAAAGUAUUCAUAUUCUUUCUCUGAUCCCCUUUCUCUUUCCCCACCACCCCUUCAUUGCCUCUUGAGUUUGACAAAUCAACUUCGUGCCUAAUGGGAGAAAUAUGUAAACUUUGUAUAAAAUGUGUAAAUAUGUACCAGAUCUAUUGUAACUAAUUGGAUUAUUUUACUGUUCAAUUGAGUGCAAAAGGCUCUAUGUUAUGAUUGCUGUAUUAAGGUUAACUUGGUAACCUUUUGAAAAGGUUGUUUUUUAAGAUGCACUGAAAAAAAAAGAACAAAACCAACAAAAAAUAACUUGACUAGGAAAACAUGAUGUAGCUAAGCCUAACCUGAGUUGAAGGUGCAUGGGAAGCUAUUGAAUGUGUUUUGUGAGACCUCACAUUACAUCACUUGAAGCAUGGGAGCAUUUGUGCUUUGUUAAGUGCUGAAAACACACAAUUAAUAUGUGGUAGUUUUAAUUUUGCUUCUGUAGAUGAAUUGAGCUGAGUUAUUGGAGUGCCUGGCUAUUAUGCCUGAAUGGGUGAAACUUUUUUUUUUCAUUUUCUAUUCUGUAUUCUCCAUCUCCUGGAGAUGUUAAACUUGAACUAAUACUGUGCUGAGGUCCACAAGUCUACUGGGUACCUGGAAUAUUGAUCUAUUCCUAGCACCACUGUUUCAUUUAGCAUGCUUACACUCUGGGUGACUUCUUUUUGGGGGUUUUUAUUUUGUUUUUCAAUGCUGCACUGGAUUGUGGAAGGGAAAAUGCUUUACUAUGUGUUGCUGCCACUGAAA